CGGCGGCGGCUCGGAGCCUCGGCGUGAGGGCGUCUGUGCGCCCUCCCUCCUCCAGCGCCUCGCCUGGGGGCCGGCAAGGAGGAGGGGCCGGGCGACAUGGCCAGCCCCGGCAAUUGCGAGCGCCUGAGGCCGCUGCAGCCGGACACGCUGCGUGUGAGUGAGGCACCAAUGACAAACCUGAAUGUGCAGAAGGACACACAGCUUGUGAAAAAAACUGGACAAGGCAAAAGGCCUCGAUUUGAUGCAUCCUUGGUGCUUUUGACACGAAAAUUUAUGGCUCUUCUCAAAAAAGCUCCAGACGGUGUCCUUGAUUUAAAUGAAGUUGCAACAACACUUGGAGUACGAAAACGAAGAGUAUAUGACAUCACCAAUGUGUUGGAUGGAAUCGACUUGAUUCAGAAAAGAUCUAAGAAUCUUAUCCAGUGGAUAGGCAACAAUCUUGACCAAGUUGUUGGAAAAGCACCAGAGCAGCAAAACCUUAAAGAUGAACUUUCUGACUUAUCAGCCAUGGAGGAAGCUUUGGAUGAAUUAAUCAAGGAUUGUGCUCAUCAGAUAUUUGAACUAACAGAUGACAAAGAAAAUGCAAAACUAGCUUAUGUGACAUACCAGGAUAUCCGAAGCAUUCAGGCAUUUCAGGAACAGAUUGUGAUCGCAAUCAAAGCUCCAGAGGAAACCAAAUUGGAAAUACCAGUUCCUAAAGAUGAUCACAUAGAAGUACAUGUGAAGAGCACAAAAGGACCCAUUGAUGUGUAUCUAUGUGAGGUGGAAAAAGAGAAGCCAGGUACCAAAACUUGUGAGGAUAUGGAUACUGUCAGUAGUGAAACUGAGGCAUCAUUUUAUCCUGAUGAAGUGAGAUCUCCGAUGGAAGAGAAAAAGCCAUUUGAGAUGCCAGAUUAAUUACAACCCAAAAAUCUAAUACAGAAUGUAAAUAUCUGUGUUACACGGCUUUUCCAUAGCUACUUGGAUCUGCAAACUUGGGAACCUGAAAUGUUCCAAAAUGUUUUAAAAAGCCAGCAGUGGAUGACCUACAGAAGUUUGGGGAAACAGUAUUUUUACCUUAUAAUUUUAAUUGACAGAAAACAUAGAUAACUUCCAAAAAGGAAGGUUGGAGAACUAUUUCUGGAAUGGUCCACAAUCGGUGUGAGAAUGUAUAAAAUGAAGAAAUGCACUUUUCAGUUCUGAGGCUGCACUACUAAGCAGGAAUGUCAAAUACAAGUAUAACAAAGAACUGGUGUAUUGGAAGCCUUUGCUAUAAAGAAGAAGAUGUAAAUAUCCUGAGAGUUAUGCCUUACACUGUGUACGUGAUGUUUGCAUCCAGCUCUACAUGAACUAUGGUAUCAACACUGAAGUGAAAUAACUGGGCUUUGUGUACAUACUUGUAUCAUUUCUAGGUAGUUACUGAUGUACAUUUGUUGAGAUGGUUUGUGUUUCUGCCUUUGUACAGGAAAGAAAUUAAAUAAGCUUACAAAAAUAUGAAAUAGUCUAAUGAAACCUGUUGGGUUGCCUUUGCUGCAAUUCACUGAGUAACUACAAACAUCUUAAAUUAUGCAAAAAUUUAAAAUCUGUUUUUCAUGAUGCUGUCAGAUAACACUUAGAUCUGGAUCUUGUGAUGCCACAGUACUGUAGCAAUUUUCAGAAUAAUGAUCAAUAACUACUUAAACUUACAGUUUCUGGAGUUUGCAUACAGCAGAGCUUUAGCUGAAUACCAUGAUGUCUUUGUGGCUCAGCUUGCAAAAGUAUGUAAAAUACUUUAGGACUACAUCUGAAUUAUCCAUCUUUUGCAUCUAUAAAACAGAGCUGUGGAAUUUGGAUACUGGAUUUUCUAAGGGAGUGAACUGUCAGUGCACAAAUUGCUCUUCUUGGGCUCACUUCAUCCCAGUAUCAAACUGUACACCAGAGGUUUCUGUAGGGGUGAGGGGUAGGUUGGCAGGUUUGGUUUUAAAUGGGAAGUCCAAGUCCUUGUUUCCUGAUCACACGGUAUUGACAACUAUAAAUCUACUCAUAAGUGAGAACAUCAAAGCUAAUUAACGCCUGAAUGUUCUAGCCAGCAACUCUACGGCUAUUUUAGACAGAUGCAGUGAAGUUAAAUGCCCUGUGUUCCACAAUACAAAUAAGGUGACACAGGUGACCUUAUGGUGAGCAUAAAUAUACCUAAAUAUAGACUGAGAGUUUAAUUUCCACAAGGUUCUGUAAGCUUCUCUUGGUAACCUGUCCCAAUGCCUCUCCACCCUCAUAAUAAAGAAUUUCUUCCUAAUAUUUAAUCUAAAUCUACCCUUUAACUCUUAGCCAUUACCUAUCUUACCUAUAAAGAAGUAUAUUUUUACAAAAUAACCAUCUUAAAAAUGCUAAAAAAGUCUGUCUUCAAUAGCAGAGCAAUUAAUUUAAAUGAAACAUGAGGAUUUUUCAUUUUGAACAAAUCUCUAGUGAUUGUUUUUCCUCACUCAUAUGUACAGGUUUUCUAGCAGUAUAAUUAAUUUUUUAGCCACACAAUAGUCACAGUGAAAUGAAAGAAGCUGUAAUAUGACAAUUAUAUUAUUAUUAUUUUACUAAAUACAUCUCUUGUUUCAAUAGUGCACCUUCAGUGGAACGAAUGGACUUUUGAAGAUUAAACCACUGCUUUUACUGCUUGCUUACAUAAAGUAUUACCCAUUGGUGAUGCUGGAAAACAAUGUACUGUAUAAGCUCAGUGCACUAGCUGAAAAGAUUCAACUUGGACUUGAAAAAUUCCUGAGUGAUGCUGAACUUACACACAAGUUACAAGUUUGUAAAUGUGACAGGACCUUACUCUGAAUUUGUGUAAUAAUGCUUGAUUUUUUUUCUGAGAGAUUGUUAUUUUUGUUGAGUCUAUAUCUGUCCAUUUUCAGUACAGUUGUAUAUGUAAGAAGCUCUCUUGGCUAUUUGAGGACUCUAAUAAAUUAAAAGUUUCUAAUA
Catharus ustulatus (Swainson's thrush) is the source of this 2931-nucleotide messenger RNA. RefSeq names its product E2F transcription factor 6 (gene E2F6). The record is from RefSeq and is a predicted model, not a curated record. Gene Ontology annotation, cellular component: RNA polymerase II transcription regulator complex. The transcript is spliced from 7 exons. Gene Ontology annotation, biological process: regulation of transcription by RNA polymerase II. Lineage: Eukaryota; Metazoa; Chordata; Aves; Passeriformes; Turdidae. Gene Ontology annotation, molecular function: DNA-binding transcription factor activity, RNA polymerase II-specific; protein dimerization activity; RNA polymerase II cis-regulatory region sequence-specific DNA binding. The coding region runs from base 97 to 897 and encodes 266 amino acids.